This is a messenger RNA of Galeopterus variegatus (Sunda flying lemur), 2018 nucleotides long. RefSeq names its product hyaluronidase PH-20-like. Gene Ontology annotation, biological process: hyaluronan catabolic process; carbohydrate metabolic process; fusion of sperm to egg plasma membrane involved in single fertilization. Gene Ontology annotation, cellular component: acrosomal vesicle. The transcript has 3 exons. Gene Ontology annotation, molecular function: hyalurononglucosaminidase activity. The record is from RefSeq and is a predicted model, not a curated record. NCBI's taxonomy places the organism in Eukaryota, Metazoa, Chordata, Mammalia, Dermoptera, Cynocephalidae. The coding region runs from base 523 to 1962 and encodes 479 amino acids.
UUUUAUUUUAAUUCAACGGGUUUCUGCUAAGGUAUUGCUUGGUACAGCAAUCUGCAGAGGUGGGAAAGAAAAAGGAAAAAUAGCUACAUUCACCUCUCUGCAGAUUCAGUAAUAAUUUGAGAAGAUGGGACAAAUGUUAAUUAUUUUAGAAUUUAAUCAUACAUAGGAGGAAAUAAUUUUAUUGAUCCAAACACAGAAGUAGGUCCUCCAUCUUGUAAAUUGAAAUGAACUCCCCACACUUAAAGUUGAGAUCUUUGUAAAGUUUACAAUCGGUAUUAUGAAAUGCAGCAUGACAACAUAUUCUAUAUUUUUUUCAGUUAUAGAUGAUGCAACUUGCAAAACAUUCCUGAACAGGAAACAAGAAGAAAGUAUAGAAAUUUAACACAAUCAUUAUACCUCUUUAUUCAUCACAGUGACAUCAUUCCACUAUUUUUCAUCUGUGCUCAUAUCUUCCAUCAAAUAUUGGGUAAACCAAAGUGUGUAGGAAGAAAUAAGUGUUUUUCAUAGCCAUUACUCUCUGCAAUGGGAGUGCUAUCGCUCAAACACAUCUUUUCUGAGGGCUUUUUUGAGUCCAAUGGACUAUCCCAGACAGUUUUUGCCUUCUUUCUGAUUCCAUGUUGCUUGAGUCUGAAUUUCAUAGCACCCCCUCUUCUACCAAAUAUACCUUUCCUCUGGGCCUGGAAUGCCCCAAUUGAUGUUUGUGAUAAAAAGUUUAAUGUGCCUUUAGAUCUCAGCCUCUUCUCUUUACUAGGAAGCCCCCAAAAAGAUGCCACAGGGCAAGAUGUUACAAUAUUUUAUGUAGAUCGACUUGGCUACUAUCCUCAUAUAGAUGUAAAGACAGGCGAAAGUGUGUAUGGAGGAAUCCCCCAGAGUGGGUCCUUAAAAGAACAUUUGGAGAAAGCUAAAAAAGACAUUGCCUAUUACUUGCCAAUAGACAAGGUGGGCUUAGCUGUUAUUGACUGGGAAGAAUGGAGGCCCACCUGGAUAAGAAACUGGGCACCUAAAGAUAUUUACAGGAAUCGGUCUAUUGAGUUGGUUCAGCAACAAAAUGUAAGCCUUAAUGCCAAAGAUGCUGCCAAGGUAGCCAAAGAAGAGUUUGAAAAGGCAGGAAAGACUUUCAUGCAAGAGACUUUAAAACUGGGAAAAUUACUUCGACCAAAUCACUUAUGGGGUUAUUAUCUUUUUCCUGAUUGUUACAACCAUCAUUAUAAUAACCCUGGUUACAAUGGAAAUUGCUACGAUAUCGAAAAGCGUAGAAAUGACGAUCUCGAAUGGCUGUGGAAGGAAAGCACUGCCCUUUUCCCAUCCAUCUAUUUCAACAGCAUCUCAUCUGUUCGAGGAGCUGCACUCUUUGUCCGUAACCGUGUUCAGGAAGCCAUUAGGGUUUCUAAAGUACGUGAUGCUAAAAAUCCAGUUCCGGUUUAUGUAUAUGCUCGCCCAGUUUAUACUGAUCUAACUACGAGGUAUCUUUCAGCGGUUGACCUCUUGCAUACACUUGGCGAAACUAUUGCUCUGGGUGCCUCUGGAAUUAUAAUAUGGGAAGGCCUUAAUUUAAUGCGAACUGCGGUAACUUGCGAGGACCUAGAAGAUUACGUGAAGGAUACAUUGAAUCCUUACAUAAUCAACAUCACUCUAGCGGCCAAAAUGUGUAGCCAAGCGCUUUGCCAGGGGCAAGGAGUGUGUGUAAGGAAACAGUGGAAUUCAAGUGACUAUCUUCACCUGAACCCAGUGAAUUUUGUUAUUCAAAUGGAGAAGGGUGGACUGUACACUAUAAACGGAAAACCCACACUUGCAGACCUGGAGCAAUUUUCUGAAAACUUUGAUUGCAGCUGCUAUACCAACAUGAAUUGUACGAAGACAGUUGAUGUAAAAGGCAUUCAUGCAGUUGAUGUGUGUAUUGCUGAAGGUAUUUGUAUAGAGGCCUCACUAAAGUCAGAAACCAGUUAUCCUAACAGUGGGUAAGGGGAACCUUACCUCAUUUCCGACAAUGUCCCAUCCUCCACACUGUCUGCCACAAU